This is a messenger RNA of Phycomyces blakesleeanus NRRL 1555(-), 1935 nucleotides long. Its product is annotated as copper radical oxidase. Lineage: Eukaryota; Fungi; Mucoromycota; Mucoromycetes; Mucorales; Phycomycetaceae. The coding region runs from base 38 to 1693 and encodes 551 amino acids. The record is from RefSeq and is a predicted model, not a curated record. The transcript is spliced from 4 exons.
GAUCAACUAACAUUCACCAACCUAAUUGUUAAUUGCCAUGAAGACUGCAUUAUUUGUAUCCAUGGCAGCCGCCGUGUCUCUCGUCAUGGCACAGAAUGAACCGAGAGAUGCACCAUUCUAUUGGACACAGCCUCAAAAAUUCAUGUCCCCUUACGAAAAGACCGGCAAGAUGGAACAGUACGGUCGUACUGGUGUGGCAGCAAUGCAUGCUGUCUUGCUAAAUGAAAAAACUGUCUUGAUUAUCGACAAAGCUGAAUGGAACGAAGCUCAAUUUGAUUCUGGACAGAGUGCUUAUUCUGUUCAAUACGAUCUUGAGACAAACGACUACAGAGCUUUGCCUUUGGAAACAAAUACUUUUUGCUCAGCUGGUGGUUUCCUUAGCAACGGUACAUUUAUCAGUACCGGCGGUGGUGAGAAGCGUGGUCGUACAUGGAAGGCAGAGUCGGGAUGGCAAUCUAUCCGUCACUUCACACCUUGCACUGACAACACUUGCGAGUGGAGCGAAUACAAGACUGGUUUGAUGCAGAACAACAGAUGGUACCCCACUGUCGAACAAUUGCCAGAAGGAGAUAUCAUCAUUGUCGGUGGAUCUACAAAGGGUACUGCGUUUAACCGUGACGAGAUCAACGUUCCGUCAUAUGAAUUCUGGCCACCAAGAUCGGGCGGUGAAAUCCAUUUGCCUUUCCUUGAAGAGACCAUGCCUUACAACUUAUAUCCCUUUGUAUUCCUUCUUCCAGAUGGCAAUCUAUUCAUGUUUGCUAAUAACCAGUCCAUGAUCUUUGACUACCACAACAAUCGUGUUGUGAAGAAGCUUCCUGAUAUUCCCGGCACACCAAGAUCCUACCCUCUCACAUCUGGCGCUGUCAUGCUUCCUCUCGACCCUGCAAACAAUUACAAUGUCGAGAUUCUGAUUUGCGGUGGUUCAGAGAACAGAAAGAACAAUGCAAAGGCUGAUGACACCUGCGGCCGCAUCAACCUUGGCGACGAAAACCCACAGUGGGAAAUGGACACAUUUGUCCACCCACGUUUAAUGCCCGAUGGCGUCAUCUUGGCCGAUGGCACUACCCUGUGGGUCAAUGGAUGUCAGCGCGGAUGGGCCGGAUACAACAACCGUAACCACGAUCCUACCUUUGACCCUAUUAUCUACGACCAAGACAAAAAACUAGGCAACCGCUGGACCACCGGAUUGGCUAACACUGACAUUGCACGCAUGUACCACUCUGUUGCCCUGACCCUUCCCGAUGGACGAGUCUGGAUUGCCGGCUCUAACAAUGUCGAUCCCCCGGAUCUUUUGGCCGAGUACCCCACCGAAUUCCGUGUCGAAUACUUCUCGCCACCUUAUCUGUUCAAGGGUUCUGUCCGUCCCUUGAUUUCCAAUGUACCCAAGGUGGUUACCUAUGGCGAGAAAUUUAACAUUCUUUUGAACCUUGGAACUCUUGCCGAAGAAAACCCUGUGAUGAAGGUUGCUAUCCUUCGUACUGGUUUCAGCACUCAUUCUAUGCACAUGUCACAACGCUAUGUGAUUCUGAACCACAAGGUCUCGGACGACAUGCAGUCUAUCGAGAUCGAAGCCCCUCCAAGAGCCACAAUUUUCCCUCCAGGCUCUGGCUUCCUUUAUGUAUUAUGCAAUGGUGUACCUGCCAAGGCCGCCGAGCUUUUUGUCGAAAAAGAUAUCAAUGACUUGGCGAUCUAAAUAAGAAGACAUUUUGUUCUUUCCUUCUUUUCUUCUCAUCAUCUUUAAUACCUCUCUCUCUCUUUAUCUUUGUGUUCUCUUUCUAUAUUAUUAUUACUAUUUUCCUUUUUACUUAUUCCCCAAAUAUCUAUUCUGUAAACAUUACCUACACAUUUUUUUUUUGUUUUUUGUCUUUUUUUUUAUUCUUUCUUGUUUACAUACAAAUUACCCGUAAAUAAAGAAAACAAUCAUAUAUCAACUUU